AUGUCGAGCGGCGUUUCCGCGCCGAAACCCAUCCGCGAGACCACCCACCCGCCGCUGAUCGUCAACACCAGCAAGCGCAUCCCCCUCCUGCAAGCAUCGACCCACCACCCGGACCCCGAACCGACUCUCCCAAUCAAGCAAACCAGAAUCAAUACCGCCCGCACCAACCCAAUCUCCAUCCCUGAUUCCUCCUCCUCCUCCUCCUCCCCCCGCGGUGGCUCAGGCUCGAUCUAUUUCAUCGGCAACGCCACCACCAUAAUCCAGUACCCGCCCUUCCGCCUGCUCACCGACCCCAACUUCCUGCACGCCGGCGACCACGUGCACCUGGGCCCCGGCGUGACCGCACAGCGGCUGACCGACCCUGCCGUGCCCGACCUCGGCGCCCUGCCGCCCAUCGACGUCGUGCUGCUGUCGCACUACCACGAGGACCACUUCGAUCGGGAGGUGGAAGCCCAGUUGGCGCGGGACGUGCCCAUCGUUACGACGCAGCAUGCGAGGAAGUGUCUGACGCGGGAGGGGAAGGGGUUUCGGGCCGUUCGGGCGCUGGGGGAGUUUGAGGGGUUGGUUGUUAGGGAUGAAGUGCAACAUGCGAAGGGGAAGGCGGAGGGGGAGGGGAAGAAGGAGCCGGCGGUUAGGGUCACUGGCAUGCCGGGGAAGCAUGUCCCGCCCGGUCUGCUGGCCAGGGCGAAUGAGCUGCUCGGCGCGGUGCCGCCUACGAAUGGGUGGUUGGUGGAGCUGGGUACUAUUACUAGUGGUAGUACUUCCGGGACGACGGAGGAGGGGGAAGGGGAGGAAGGGUUUGAGACCGGGUACAGGAUCUACAUAUCGGGCGACACGCUGUUUGUGGACGAGCUGAAGGAGAUUCCGGCGCGGCUGCAGGGCGACAAGAUCGACCUAAUGCUGGCCCAUCUGGGGGGGACCACCAUCCCGGGACCCUACCUGCCGCUGCUCAUGGUCACCAUGGAUGCCAAGCAGGGGGUGCAGCUGAUGAGACUGGUCGACCCGGACGUGACGGUGCCGGUCCACUUUGACGACUACGACGUGUUCUGCUCGCCGCUGGACGACUUCAAGAAGGAGGUUGAGGCGGCUGGCUUGGCGGACCGGGUUGUGUAUCUGGACCGCGGGGAUGAGUAUCGGUUUGCGGUGAGGGAGGCCACGUGA
Molecule: messenger RNA, 1161 nt
Organism: Chaetomium strumarium
Lineage: Eukaryota; Fungi; Ascomycota; Sordariomycetes; Sordariales; Chaetomiaceae
Product: beta-lactamase-like protein
Exons: 2
Coding region: 1-1161 (386 amino acids)
Source: RefSeq, a predicted model, not a curated record